Messenger RNA from Alligator sinensis (Chinese alligator), 2204 nucleotides. It is a transcript of the gene TLDC2, whose product is annotated as TBC/LysM-associated domain containing 2. The record is from RefSeq and is a predicted model, not a curated record. Gene Ontology annotation, biological process: response to oxidative stress. The transcript has 6 exons. Lineage: Eukaryota; Metazoa; Chordata; Crocodylia; Alligatoridae. Gene Ontology annotation, cellular component: nucleus. Bases 566 to 1108 code for a protein of 180 amino acids.
UGCAUGGGCAUAAGGGCUGGUCAGCAGCUCCUGUGUGCAGUGAGUGGGAAGUGUUAUGAGACUUCCUGAGCCUUACGGGAGGAGGGAAGGACAGGGUUGCUCUGUGUGAAGCGAUGGGAGUAGUGUUGGGAUGCUCCAUGAGCUGUGAGGGAAAGGGUAGGCAGGACCCCAUGUGCAGUGUGGAGGGAAGGGCCAUGGUGAAGGGGAUGCCUGGUUAGCUGUGUACCCUUCCCUGCUCCUACUUCUGAUUCCACUGUAGUGUUUAAAGACCCAGUAAUAAUGGCUUGUACUUGGGGUGUAUGUAGGGCUUGGGCAUGACCGAAGGCUGAUGUGGCAAGGCAUUUUAAGGACCUGAAGACAGCAGCCGGCAGGUGCCCAAUGAGGGCAGCCAUUAAGGAUCCAGGACUGCCCAUAUAAAUGGAGCAUUUUGCUGCUGGAAGGCCAGGCAACAACAUCGCCUGGCUGCAGGUAUCACCUGGAGACUGGCUGCCUGGAGGAUGACCUGGCCCUGGAGUGUGUUGAAACUGCUGUGCAGGAGGAAUUGGGCCAAGCAGAUGUGGCAGUGAUGGCUUCACCCCCCAAGGAGCCCAGUGAGCUGUUGCUGAAUGGAAGGAGCAGCAUCUUGAAGUCGGGAGAGAUGCAGCAGCUGGCACCUCAUCUCCCUCCCAGAAUGACCACUGGACAUCCCUGGAGCCUGCUGUACUGCACAGCAAGAAAUGGCUUUAGUUUGAAGACCUUGUACCGAAGCAUGACCAGCCUGAGCUGUCCUGUGCUGCUUGUCAUCAGAGAUACUAAUGGUCAGAUGUUUGGGGCCUUUUCUUCCACCUCAAUACGAGUCAGCAGCAGCUUUUAUGGUACAGGGGAGACUUUCCUCUUCUCCUUCUCCCCAGAGUUAAAGGUGUUCAAGUGGACAGGCAGCAACACCUUCUUCAUGAAAGGAGAUGCAGAUUUGCUUGUGAUUGGCGGGGGCAGUGGCAAAUUUGGGCUGUGGCUGGAUGGGGAUUUGUACCGUGGAGGAAGCUGCCCCUGUGAGACUUUCAACAACGAGACACUAUCACACCAGGAAGAGUUUUUUAUUCAGGACCUGGAAGUGUGGGCCCUGCCCUAAGCUGCAAGGCCAGUCCUUGGACUCUCCCUUGUUUGGCACCUAAAAAUAACAAACUGCUUUUUACCAGUGUUUUUCUCUUAGUUGUUCCCCAGCAACCUCUGGAAACUGUCCUGGAAAGCAGAACCCUGCUGCCUGUCCCAUGCAAUGGCAAGGGAAGGCAGCCUGGCUUCACAGACACUGCUGCUGUCUCUCUGUUUAUCCCCUCUAUAACCAUCGCUUGUCCUCCUUUCUCUUGAGUUCUUUAGCCUGGAAAAAUGAAUGGGAUCCUGCUUUGCAGAGGCUCACAUCAUUUGCUGAGCAUGCACUGAUCUUGGUCUAUGCUGGGUGAAAGGCCCAGUUCUGUGGCAUGGGCAGUGAUGGGGCAGUUCUGCUCCCUGGUGCCUUCAGAAGUUUUGGGUGGCUUCUGCAAUUAGUUUCAUUGUGCCAGCUGUUACAGGGAGGUCACAACUGGAGGAGCUGGAUGAUGCCAUGCAGAAUUGUUCAUUGGGAAGAUGGUCUAGAGGAUAAUAAAUUGAGCCAAUACAUCCACAGUGGCCAGGUGGGUUGCUGAAUUCUGAACCAAGUGAAUUGCCCAACACGGAGGGCUCAGCCCAGCUAGAGUGAUCUUUGAUGCUUGCCUUUGCUGUCACUCCCACAGAAGGCAUUAUGACAAUGGUAAGCUAUAGAUGGAUGUCCUUUGACCAGCCUGUCCACCACAGCACACAGCAGGUACUGCAUAUGUCUCCCCAGAUUUCAGCCAGAGGGAGAGGGCUGCAGCUGGGAGGGUGUCCCUAAAAGAAAGCCCUGGAACAGAUGAUAGGGCAUGUCCUUAUACAAUUCAGGCUAGUUCCUCUCAUUUGUAUGAGCACUACACUUCAGUCUCUGUUAUAGUAAUAUCCAGUUAGAGAUACCUUGCUACUCCCCUUCCAUUUGGCACUCUGUCCUGCCUGGUAUCUUUAAAAACACAUAGUAAAAAUACCAGCCAGCCAGCAGAGCAGAUGACCAGUAGGGCUGUGCAAAGCUUCAGUCCCUGAUUCGAUUUGGCGGAUAUUUGGCCUGAUUCGGUGGCUGAAUCUCCGAAGCAAAUCAGAGGACCCUUUAAUCUUUCUGAAUCGAA